AUUUAUUUCCUCAGUCUGGCAAAGUUAUUUGCCUUCCUUUAGUGUCUCGAGACUCGUCAGUCGUUUUUCCUCCUAGAACAAUAUGUUUUCCCCAAGGUAUUCAACGAUCCUUGCUUUCUUGACAACACUGUAUUCUGUACAGCUAUCGCAUCGUUGUGUAGUUGCUGGUAAGUUAUUCAAACGUAUCUACAAUUAGUGUACAAUACUCGUCACGGAAGCCGUUUCUCUUGAAUUUUCUUCAAAUUUCUUACAUUCUCUCUUCAUACCUUUGUUCUCACUCAAAAUGUGCCCCUCUCCUUCCCCAAUGUUGAGCCACGCGUAUUUUGGAGCACUGGGACGACUGUACAUGUAAUACCCAAAUCAACUUUGGGGAAGGGGAAACGCACACAAGUGUUCACAGAUAAUCUGUUUUUCUGGAUAUAACUAUUAACUCGUUAGCCAACGAUGUUAAAUAAAAGUAAAUCACUAAGAAUUACAAGGAAAACUCGAUAGUUUUUUCAGAAGCUAAUGGUAAGGUUAAGGUUUUGACAAACACAAACACACAAUACCUAAGGUUUUAUCUCAUUUUUACAUACCAUAAUUUCACGGCCUUGUCAAAUGGUUGAUUUAUCAAUCAUUAUUAUUAUUACUAUUACAGUGGAAUGCCGUUAAUACUGUCACCAAUGGGCCAAAUAAAAUUGGCCAUAUUAACGAGGGUUUUUUUUACAAGAAUAUGUAUGGCAGUUUUUGCCAGGCGGCCAAAUAAAGUGGCUGUAAUGAUGAGGUGGCCGUAAGGCAGGGUUUCACUGCAUUUUAUCAUCACCAUUAUCAUUAUUUAACAAUUAUUCGCCGAAGGCGAAGUUAAUAUUGUUGAAUAAUCCCCGAGACGAACAUUACAACAUUAACUGAGCCUGAGGUGAAUAAUUGUUUUAGUAUUAAUUCACACGAAGUGAUCUUAACAGAAUCUGAAAGGAAACCAUUAAAAAAUGAUUAGUUUGAUUGACGGGUGAAUUCAUGCGUGAACACGAAUCCGUAAACAGUGGAUGCACAAAAGUUAGAUCUUUACAGUAUCUUCAACGCUGUGGCUAUAUGGCCGGUAACCGGUCAAGGUGUAAAAAACACUAAAUGACUGGCAGUCCCAUAUUCUGUAAAUUUCACAAAAUUGAAAGACUUAGCUUUAGCUAAUCUAAACUAUCAUAUGUCCAUUAAGACAAGUCAAUGAAAUGCUUUAUAGAUCUCACGUCUAGUGUUUGGUUUACGCUGGGCUCAGAAGACGAAACCGUGUUUUGUAACAACCUUUUGUAAAAACCUUGACCGGCAGUCAAGCUGAAAAAAGUUUCAAGUGUCACAAAACACGUUUUCCUCUUCUGAGCCCAGCGUAAACCAAACACUAAACUUGGGAUCUAUAAAGCAUUUCAGGAUCGUUUGACUUGUCUUAAUGGACAUAUGAUAGUUUAGAUUAGCUGCAAUCUUUCGAUUUUGUGAAAUUUAUGGAAUAUAGGACUGCUGGUCAUUUAGUGUUUUUAACACCUUGACCAGUUACCGGCCAUAUAGCCACAGCGUAUCUUCAAACAUGGCAAAUAAAUGUAUUGAGUUUUGUAAGCUUUAGCAUCAACGGUUUGAAAGAAAAUGCUGAAAAUUUAAAUUACUACCCAAUUCUGAGAACAAAAGUAGAGUUUUAUUUGUUUCUGUCAGCUCACCGUGAAUGAGAAAGUUUUCUUUGUCGGUUCUUGCAAAUGCUGUUAACAGCGGCUACGAUCUAGGUGAGCAUUGUUUAUCUCCUAUGUUCUUUGCCUUGUUAACUUGCUGGCACGUACAAUUUUUGAAAAUAUUUGCCUUCCUCUUUUCUCCAUAAAUAAACUUCUAUUUACAGGCAAAAUUGGUCUUGCGAGAAAAUCCCGAAAUCACAAAACAGUGACAAAGCGACCUCGUUUUCCUCUGUAGUGGUAAACACAGCUUCGAGCGUACAAAAAGUCAGCUGCAGUAAACCACUUCACAAUAAAUCAUGCUGUUUAAACACCAUGAAAUCUUUCCUUGCCGUCAAAGUCAUCAGCACUUGGAUAUUAGUGUAUUUUCAAAAAGGCUUUUCUAUGAAACUUUGGUAAAACACCCAGUUCACGACAGCAAUUUUGUUCUACUUUAUGUUCACCGCCUAGCACGGUGAAUAUAAUGUCAUAGUUCAAGAUAGCUAACCAAUCAGAUUGCUUGAAUUACCAAGAUCACUGAGUGUGUAUAUAUUUAGUAUACAAAUGUUUAUUAUUAUUCAUUGAAAAUGUUUCCUGCUCCCAUUCCCCGGCUAAUUCCAGCUGACCAUAUUUGGAAGAAAGAAGCUAUUUUUAGUGUGACACCCAUGGCAGCUGGAGCUGCCUCUGUGGGAGGAGAGGGGAAGAUACAGGCAAUCAUUGUUUUAUCAUUCGAUCGCUGAGUUUGUUUUUUUAAUGAAUAUCCUUGGGAAGCAAAGCGAUCUGCCAUUUUCAUGCAAGAGUGAUCGCAAGAAGGAGAAAAGCACGGUUUCCUUUACGCAUGAGCAGAAUAUUAUUUGCAGCCAAACACUGUUAGACGACAUUGCGCAUUAGCAGACCAUUAUUUGUAGGCAGUUAUUUGCAGGUCACGUGUUGGGCUCUCGGCCAAUGAAAAGAAAGAAAAAUUUGCUUCGAAUGAUAAUAAUAAUUAUUAACCAAUACAGUCAUAUGGUAGAUUUCCCCCAAAUCAAAAAAAGCAACCUCAUUUCAUCUGGCAGUGGCUAGCUGAACUAAGGGAGUGUUUACACAAGAAAGCUCCCACUGGCGUGAGGAUGACUGUGAUUUUGUAGCAUGUUUACCAUGAUGAUCGGUCAUUUCAUUAAUCUCAGUUAUUUGAAGAUACACGUCAUGUUGAUAAAAUACAUGUGUGAUUCAAAAUUGUAAUCAUUUUGCAUGCCCUACCCAUUCCAGUCCACCUGCACACUGAUUUCACACCAAAAUGGGUGGAUGUUUUGCAUUUACAUACAUAUUUCAUCCCUGAAUGAAAUUCUUGCUCCAGUACAACAUAACUGGGUUGAAUGCAGACUGGAGUGACUCGUGCCAGCAUGACAUUUUGUGGUGGUAUCAUGUAAACAAAUGUAGAGCCAUGAGAGGGAACUGAAGUGAACCAAGCUGGCACAAAAGUGAUACCGGUGUCAUGUAAACUCCCCCGAAAACAAUUUAAUGUUAAAAGAGUUCACCCAGUUGCUUUAGGCAAUGAAAUAGUUGAAUUUCUCUAGUGACUAAAACUGCAUGAACCGAAGAAAUGCAGGAAUAUGCCAAACACAUUUCUGGAUAGGCGUCUUUUUUUUUAGGAGUAUCUGAAAGAAUAAAAGAAUUACCUCUGUUCAAAUGCUUAAACCAGAACCAGGCAAAUGUAUUGAAGAUAUAGUCUACAAGAAGUAAGGUGUCAUUGUGUAAGAACACCUGCAAAAUAGAAAUAAGAAUGCAUGAAUGAUUAAGCAAUCAUUAUUUGACCGCUCUCAUAUGAAAUAAAGAACUAUGCAGACCUUGUAACAUCUUUCAAGAUCAGUAAUUCAUAUGAAAGAAUGGGUACAUGGAAUGGAAAAGUGUUUGUUGUGGUUUGUUGGUGGUAUCAAAAGGCAAACAUGUGACUGGUGUUAAAUAACACUAAUUUUGUUAGUUUUUGCUGAAUUAUUCUUUUUGUUUUUGAAUUUUUUGAUAGACAAAUGUACCAUAUACAGUGGAGGGUCAUGCAAGAAUUGUGUUGAGCAGCCUGGGGUAAGUUCUCUUCACCUUUAGCAUUUAGACAGUCACACGUGGGAAACAAAAAAAUAACAACAACAACAACAACAUUGGUGAAAAGACUUCACUUCUCUUAUAAUGAUCUUCACCAUAGUCAGUGAGAUUAAUUGCACUGUGUUAAUUUUUUAGUUUUUUAUUUAAUGCCGAUGUUGUUAUCGGAGGUUGUGCUUGACAGGCUACUAGAAUCAUGGGCACUCAUGUGUCUGGACCUCUGUUAAAAAACCACACUGCCAUAUUGUUGCAUGCACUGAUCGAUGUUCCCUUGUUAUCUCUUAACUUUUAAUAACUUACAUGUGUAUAACUUAAACUUUUAAUAUUCUUGUAACCCUUUGAUCAAAGGAUCUCUUAGUCACUGAUAAAUAAUUUUUUUGUCUCCAUCUAUGCCAAAACAGUGAAGCUUCCUCCACCUUCUGCUGGGAUAUCAUAGAGCCCCCCUACCCCCCACCCCCCACCCCACUUACUUACAGUAAUUAGCUCCCCAAGCACAAGCCAUAACGACCAAGUUCUUCCUUGCGUCUGUUUCAAGGUCUUUAAAACCUGUCAUGAUGCACAAAGCACAAGUUUUUGCCAUUUGCACGUCUCCGAUAAUAGAUACAUCUUGUUUGCCCCCCAAAGUUUUGCAUAGCCUUUGUUUUUAGUUUCUUCUUAUGGGUACUACAUUAGUCCUGAGAGAAAUUGAAAAUAAUGCAAAAUGUUGGGCGGGGCAAAGAAGGUGCAUUAUGGGAGAUGGGAAAUAGGACCUCAUUAGUGUGUGAUUUGCAGAGAUAACUCUUCACUCUAUACAGGUUUUGAAAGAAACUGCAUUCUGAUUUUGAAAAUGUAUUCUGAUACAAGUUCUUUUUUAGUGUGCAUAUUGUGAAAAGAACAAAACAUGCAUGGAAUUUAAUUUAGUCGAGGACACUUUAAACAAAGCUUGCGAGGAUCAGGAAUGGAAAUAUAAACAGUGUGUUGGUGAGUCGAGUGAUUUGAAAUAUCCUCAUAAUCUUUAAUUUUAGUUUGAAACUCGGUGGCACCUUUAGUGUAGAAGAGGGAGAGGGUUUGGGGGAAGUGUUUAGCAGUAGAGGAGGGUGUGGGAACCUAGCCUGAGUAUCAGGCCUUCUUAAGGGGCUAGGGGAGAGGAGAUUUUAGAUGGGGGAGGCGGGAGGGGGAGAAGAGAAAGGAAGGCCUGACACAAAACCAUUCAGCAGCUCGUGUGACACAUCCAAAAUCUGGAUUUGGCAGUGAUUAGGCAACACACAAUACUGCCUGACGUCACCGACCGCAAUAGACUUUCUCAAAGUCCUUCGCUUCUCAUUUCCGGUUCCGGUAGUUGCUCGCUUUUACCGCUAAAAAACGGUAUAAAAAAUCUACCGCUCGCGCUUCGCGCUCGUGAAUAAAUUUGAGCUCGACUUGUAGGCAAGUCUAUCACCGCAAGUAAAUACGAGCAGAGCGAUGGGCAAGGAGAAGCCAUUGAAAUUUUUCAUAGAUGUUUUGAUUUCAUGUUAUGUGAUGUACUUUUAUGGACAGAGACGCAGAGAGGAAUUCAAAAAGGCUCUAGAGGGCGCUCUCAAGUUCUUUCCUGGAAUAAAAAUAAAACCCGAGCAAGAAUUGUGUUUUCAAGGCCUCGUAAUUUAAACGAAAGAUGUACUCGGAGUAUGGAAAAGCCUCAUAUACCAGCUUCUGCCGAAACUAUGUCCGAGUAUUGGUUUCACAAGACCGGGACAAAGAAGACGAUAUCAGUGUUUCAGAUAUCAAAUUUCUGAUUAACAACAUCCUGCCGUUAAAAGGGUAUUGUUAGUGUAUGUGAAAAUAGAGCGAGGUAGCCAUGUAUUGAGAUAGCCGACAGCACGAAGGCAUUAAAAAAGCUUGGCUUUGCUUGUGGCGGUUACGAUAGCGAACAUGAUUGGAAUUCGUUUGCUUCCUCUUCCAAAAUGGUCUCACUUUUGAAAUGUCUUAAGCUCAAGCGGGCGCCAUCAUAUUUCGCUACCAGGAUUGACCUUUGCUAUAGGCUCUCACUUCUUUCUUAACUGAACUUGUAACAGCUUUCACAAGCUCUCUGUGAAGUGAUGGAGUUUGCUGCUGCUUGAUAAUUUUCUGGGCAUAGGUGUUUCACCAUCGCACCAUCCUUUUUAUUCUUGCAGCUCCUUUCAGUCACCCGAGAAUACGAGGGAUAACCAACAAAACCUAAAGAAAAAAAAAGAAUUCUCGGCCUGAUCUACAUCAGCUUUUUAGCUGCCAGACAAGCGACUGAUGUAAGUCUGUAAGAAAAAGCAAGUUACAAUUUUCCGGGCACACGUUUAUUACAAACAGAGCGUUGGCGAUCUUACACUAACACAAUUCCUAAAACAUGUUAUAAUUCCUCAAAAACGGCAGGUUUUCCAUUACAUUUAUUCGAAAACUCCUCAUUGGAGGUUUCAGAAAAUAGGCGCAGUUGUAGCAACACAAGCACCGGAGUUCGGCCAGACCUCGGGGGAGGGACUCCGCAUAUGAAAGGGGUGGUGAUGCUUGUCGUCUCGCUUAGGGGUGCAAUUUCGGAUUUUGGUCUCACCUAAGGUGUUCAGGGCAAAACACCAUCACAUUUAGCCGUGAAGGUCUCGUUUAGGGUUGCACGUGAAAAAAUAUAAAAAAAUACAUAUUGUCUGUGUUUUAACAUGGUCUCUUUUAGGGGUCAAGAAAAUCUUGGGCCACGCCCAGAUGGGUCUCCUUUAGGGGUUUAAUUCAAAAUUUCCGACGAGCAUCCCCACCACCCCUUUCAUAUGCGGAGUCUCCCCCCGGGGGCCAGACGGUAAGGUGAGAUUUAUUUUAGGCGAGCUUUUUGACACGUGAAUCUGACAACCCAAUGACCAGAAGUGAUUUUGAUUGGAUGGUAUCGAAUCAUGCUGUGUCGGGGUGGAAGGCUCCAGUAAAAGCAUCUGUGUCAGGCGUUUCUCUACUUCAGCUCUCUCCCUUUUUCGCUUCCAUCUUUCCCCUUUUCCUCCAGAAACGCCUUAUACUCAGGCUAGUGGGAACCUCACGGAGACAAGGGGCAUUGAGCAUUAUGGUUUGUCUGGCCUUAAUAAGUCAUUUUUCGUUUGUUUUUUUUCUUGCUCCUGAGAUAUGCGGGUUUGAUCUUCCUGGUUUUAUUUGCAGUUGUCGCGUUUCCACUAGUGCUUUCCACUCAACCUAUAUUCAAACCCGUUCGACGAUCCCCAAUCAUAUACUGUCUAUAAAUAUUUUCAAUAAUGAAUACAGAACAAUAUGGGGACUGAAUUUGCGGACGUGGAUGUUCCAUGUCGAUAGUGUGAGCAGGCGAAUGGUACCGUAAAUUUUUGUUUGUUCUAGUGAAACAAGAUCAAGGGAAACCUUUGCACCCAUUCGUUUUCCGUUUAGAAUUGGGUUAGAAAAGAGAUACAAGAGACCUUAAGAUCGAGAUUAGGUCAUUUUCCUGCAAACGAGAAACUGCGGUAUGCGAUUAACGGUUUCACGUUUCCCGUCUGCUAAUAUUUGGGACUUAAGAUUCGCGGGUGGUAGCUCGCGGCUGCCAUGUUUGUUUUCAUUCAUCCAUUUCAAAGUUACGUUUUUUGAAAUAUAAUUCGAUAGUCAAUAAGCAAAAGAGUUCUAAAAGGUCGUAUUUCUGCUCAAACUUGGGAUUGUGAUGUUUUAGGGAGCAAAAGACCUUGCGGUAGAUUCACUCACCUCUGGAGCGUGGUCUAGCCGUACAAACGUGAACCUCAAACCACAAACCUGACGGCAAGGCCCUGGUCACGUGACUUGACGUUCGCGGUUUGCGGGAAAUGCCGAAAAACCUCAAUCUUAAGGUCUCUACAACCUUAAUAUUUACGUCUGCUGUCUUUAAAUUUACAGUGACAGGAAAAAUUCUUCUUAUUGCCCUUCCUGUGACUGGUUUUGUAGUGUUAGUAGCUUUGAUUUGCUUCGUCUACUGUUGCUGCUGUCGAAGAAAAAGAAAUAGUAGGUAAGUGGCAGCAUUUUCAGGGCCAAAUCAUUUGUUGUUUUUCUUUCCUUUUUAAGAAAGCUCGACUGCCUCCUUCCAGACGUCUCCCUGGCGUUGUAAAUUUGCGCGCAAGGGAAGGUGGGAAAGCGAAAACGCGGGAGUCGGCCACUUAUAGUUACUCGCUCCCGCUCGCCUUUGAUCGCGACCAAAAUGCGAAAAACGAAGCGCCCGAGGGGAAGGCCUGUCCGCCGCUUUUUAACUUCUUGUUAACAGCCCAAAGCUAGGCAAAUUCUCAGUGCAGGGAGAUGAGAUGUUCUCGAGCCAGCGUCGUACGUAACUGCAAACUGUUCUCAACUUUUAGCCCAGUCGAACCGGCUCUUCAUUUCAACACUGACGAAAAUUAGCUUAGGUACAUCAGGAGCCCAUAACCCGAAAUACUUAGCUUAGGCAAAAGAGUUUUGACAGACCAGUUUAUUUUAGCAUCAUUUUUUAGUUUUUUUUUUUUUCCCGCGAAAAUACGGGCACGUUACGUAUGCAUGGGCAUCCACAGUACGAUAAUGACAAAAAGAAAAAGUAAAUGGUUUGAAAACAUCAGAAAAGCUAUUUUCUUGUCUCCGGUUUUUGUUGACGUAUUUGUAAGACUUAUUAACUAGUCAAAAUUGUUGGGAAAAUGAUCUAAAAAUAACUUGGUCUGGAAAUCGCCCUGGUAUGGGUAUAUGUAUUACAUUCCUGGCUACAUGUAUAUCUGUUCAUGAAUCACAUUGAACGACCUUGUCAAUACUCACCUUGAUCUCUCAGGCCUAAAUCAAGGGGGGGUGGGGGGCAAGCUUAUUGUCCUGACGCCGUGAUCAACCAUUUUUGGGGUCCGUGAAUCGAGAUGUAUGGAAACCUGUUCUGUGAAUCACUGAUUGAAGUGCACUCCGUGAUACCUGAACUGCCAAAAUCCUCGAAUGUUUCGACUUGGACAUUGAAGAUCAAUCGAAUAAAAAAAAUCAUAUAAUUUGGUCAAACGGCCUUAACUAGCAUCUGGUGGCUUGCUUUAACUUCACUUUCGAGUCUUUUGAUGUAAAUUCACACGUCAGUGCGAUCAGACCCACCUAGAGCUGGCUUCCCUAGGGAAUUUAUAGCAGCACAGUGUUUUCUUUCUGAAAUAAAUAUAAGCGAAGCACUCUGUUUUACAAAUUGGGGCUAACGUUACAUUUGACAUUUUGUAACCUCUGUUUUUAAGAAACGUGAAAACGUAAAUAUUUGUUUUGUGACUCGUGAAACGCAAAAUUCCUGUUCGUGCACUCGUGAUGAGAACCCCCACCCCUCCCCUCUUGCUCCCCUCUACAUCAGUGUGCUGAAGUUUUCCACUUACAUUAUUUGUUAAUGUGAAAAAUACGAUCUCAUGAAAUAUUUGUUUCAAUUCAGUAAAGAUGAAAAGGAAGAUGCUAAGUUACGAAAGCAGCGAAAGGUAUUGAAGGAAAGACAUAAAGAACGGUAUGCGUAUGCUGAAAAAAAUGCUAAUAACAUUAAUUAGAAUAUGAUAGAUUAAAAAUGUAAAUGUGUGGAAUUGCACUUAACUGCUGUACAGGCAUUUUAGUCAAAUAGUUUCAAACAGUAAUCCAGUUUAUAACAUUAUUACAAAACCCAACUGGCAGGAGAUAAGCUAGGUGGUUAUUUUUCACUGUAUGGUCGAGAAAGUAAACUCGAGACCACCGGGAAACGAAUCCAGCCAGCGACACUCGAACUCGAUUGGGAUCUCCCAAUUCCCCACUCCAGAAACAAUAGGAGAAAUUUGUAAAAGCUUUUUGAGAAACGAUUUCUGGGAUAGUUUGGGUGGACAACGGUUACUUAUGAUUGGUUAAUGGUGACGACCACAAAUAUCAACGACCAAUCAUAACAGACUUUUGCCCACCCAAAUGAUAAAAAAAAAUCACUGCUCUCAAAGCUUGUACGCAUUCCCGUCAGAGUCUUUGAAGUAGGGAAUUGCUCGUUCUAAGCUCUUGCCAUUCACGGCCACGGCCAAAAUGUUUUAUGUGUGUGCAGAGGUUGUUGUUGUUUUUGUUGCUGUUUCUUAUCAACUUCUAUAUUGCUAUUACUUUUUAACGUUCUCAUUGCCGUCGCCGUGGCCUUCGAUAAAAACUUUCAUCCUAAAAUUUAUUCCAGUAGUUAAUUAUUGGUCCAUUCAAGUAAAUUCACCACUUGGCGAUGAAUUCGAUUAGAAGGAGUUAAUAGGGAAAAAUACAUAGGAAACAGGACUUAGAAGCACAUCGCUGCCCUCCGCAAGCGCGCUAGAGGGAGGUACUGGAAAGGACUUCUUUUAUUAACCAAGCGACCGCGAGCGACUUGGCACGAGAAAACAGCACUAAUCGUUUAUAUAAUACCUUUUAGUUAUAUCAACAGAUGUAAACUAAAGAAUGUUUUAAAAUUAUGUUUAAUCCUCUUUAUAUCUUUUUACACUAGAAUAAAUAAACGAGUUAUUAUUUUAAAUUCCAAGAUAGAACAAAAGGUCAAACAGUUGUGUCAGGAUCGACCGCCGUUUAAUGACUUAAAGAAUCACUCUUUUUUUUUUUUUUACCGAGGAUGUGAAUGCAUUUUAAACUCUUUAAUUACCCCAGAUGCUCAGUUCAUUUAGUGAUACUCGCGGCUCAUUUAGUGAUUUCCUCCUGUCUAUUACAGCGAAAAAGAAAGACGCGAAAAGCGUGAUGAGAUCAGAAAGAAGUAUGGUAAGUAGUGUAACUAACUUAUUCACAAGCAGUUCAGGUGGACUCAAUGACUUCAGAAAAAAUUAUGAAUGUCCACCUUAAAAAAUCGAAUUUUCCCUCUAUUUGUUCUGGGGUCAUUUGGUAAAUCAUUAAGUAUGCUUUUUAGAAUUUUUGCCUCAAAACAAAACCUUUGAUACGGGCUUUGAAGAACGGUUCGUCUUUAUACAUACCAGUAUGAGAGUUUUUGCUUUGUAUUUUUUUUUGAGGGGGGUGGGGGGGAAGGGGUGGGGGUUGGGUUUAUCUCAGCAGAGAUAAACUACCAAUUGUUAUUUUUGAUUUCAUUAUCCUUUUCUAAGAUCUACUACACUUUGUCGUACAUCUCAAUCAAUUCUCAGACUUUCGCGAAUCCAGAGCGCAUCGUGUACACAUGGAUUCUGUCGAACAGCUGCAGUGACAACAAGUGUACUUCAUUUAUGUAUUGACAUGAGCGUAUGUUAUGCCUUCUUGUGCAGGUCUGACAACUGCAUAAAGACUGCGCCCAAGAAACGAUGAAGACGUGGCUGCAGUCGCCUUUUACAUAAAGCGGUAAUCAAGAACGCACAACGCAACUAAAUAGAAGUCCCUUUUUUUGGAAGCGCGUGUUAAUGAAGUGACGCAAGUGUAUUAUCUACCACAAGAACAAGUUAUUUUAAAAAGCGUUUUAUUUUUUUCUGGAGUCUAAGGUUCUUAACUCUUUUUAAAGAUUUUAUGGUCUUAGUAUUUUGAAUCUUUAGACAGCAUACAGAGAACUUACAUGUCUUCUGCAUGAUUCUAGAGAGUGCGCUACCAUAGCCUUGAAUACACCCGACGGUGCAAACAGUAACACUGAUACACUGUACGUAGGGUUAGGUUGCCAUAAAUAAAGGCUAUGUCCAUUGCUAAUAAUGUAAUAAUGACUACUAAUUAACUUUUGUAGUAGCACAUUUAGGAAGUGACUCGUCAUCUUAAACCAUAUGCGAGAUCUACUGAUUAACCUUCUGUAGCUAGUUAUUACGGAGCUUAAGCAACGACGACGAUGACGUCAACGAAAACGACAAAAAAGCAAUAGGCCUGGGUUUAGAUUAGACGUGCAUCACGCUUUUUCCUACAUUUCUUUGCCGUCACUGCACGUCUAGGACGUGAAAAUGCAUAAUUUCACGUUUUGUCGAGGACGUAAACACAAGACGACAACUUUGUUUUUCUUUUCCUGAACUUUGAUACACAGUCUUUAAGAAUUCAACUCUAGAAAAAAUUUCCAACAUUUGACGAAUUGAACAAGGUGGAUUAAGCGAGAUAAAGUUUGAAGCAGCGCGACUUCACUUUUCAAGUGACGUUUUCGUAGCCGUCGCUGUCGUUCUUGCUCACGCUCCUUGUUCACGUGAUACAAAACCGCCAUGCUGGAGGGAAACGGAUGCACUGGGACAAGACAAACAAAGGAAAUGACCAUUUUUUUAAAAUAAAUUGAGUUCUCUCUUCAUCUUGUCCUAGUGUGCCCCUUUCUCUUUAGCGUGGCCGUUUUCAUCACGUGUAUGACUAGCUGCAAAAGGGCCUAUUGUCAUUUGGAAUUGUCACAGCAACAGACCCAUCGGUAUUAAACUCGAGCCUUCGUUAGAAGGCAAGUGGUCUCACGUACACCUGCAACACCCUUGCUCCAUUAGUCGGUUCACACGAGUCAGAUAUUUAAAAGUUUUUAAACGCAUUCAAGCUUGCGCGUUUUGUUCACAUGUGAAUGAUGGAAACAAUCAUUAUUAGUACAGGUUCGCACACAGGCCCGUACGCAGAGGUGAAUAGUAUGAUUAUUCUCGUGUAGACAGCCUUUAAGGUGUAAGUUUGUUUUCGUUUAAUUUAAUUGAUUCGUCUGGACGUGACAUGGUCUAGAAGAGAUAGUAUGCUACUGUGGCUGCUUUGGUCGCUUGAGGUUAUGCUUGCGUAUUCUAAGACAGCGUUCACUCUUGGUGCCCUUAAGACGUACUCCCCCGGGAACCGGUGUGAGCGCACGCUUUUUUCAAGUACCCAAGCCAGAUUUCGGGCAAGGCAGGGUGUGGACUCCCGAGUAUAAGGUCGUAGGCACUGAAAUGGGCGCCACGCACACGUUUUCUUUUAGUUCCGAGGUAGUCCGCUGCUUUUCAUACCGUCCCAUAACUCCCUACUUUGCUCAUAAUUUAAACAUAUAGUCUUACAUUGCGAAGUGGAUGAAAUAUUGUACACAGUUACAUAGCAGAUACUUGAGGUGUCACCAUCAACUACUGCUCGGGUACCAGGAGUGAACGGUCCCUUAGGUGUAACUACAUGUAAGGCUUUAAGGCCAGUCGGAAGGAAGCUUAAAGCAGCUAUGACGACGAUGGCAGUGAAACGUCACUUAACAUGAUUUUUUUUCUUAAAUUCUAUCGCGUUUAAAUUUCGCCUUGCUCAAUAAGUUAAACGUUGACCAAUUUUCUUGGAGCUGAUUGAUUCUGGACUCUAUCCAAAUUAAAAAAAAAAUUGAAAAUUCGUAGUAGUGUGUUCACCAUAGAAUUAAGAAGUUACAUUUCACGUCGUGGUCGUUCAGCGGAGGUCAAAGAAAUAUUUGAAAAAGACACAAUUUUACGCUCCCGUGCCGUCGUUGUCGUUUUGUAAAGCUCUCUACCUACUGGUUGAUGUUCCGUCCUUCGUGGAUACCUUUAGGCGUAUUAUACUUCUGUUAGUCCAAAUCGGAAAGAAUAGAGAUGUUAAACAGGAGAAGAAGAGUGCCUAUCGUAGGUUGUAUGUGUAUCAGACGAAUCUUGAACAGUUUCUCGUGAGCUCUCGUUUGAAUUAUUGCUUUUUUGUAGCAGUUUUGACGAUAGCCCUUCCUGAACAAAAAUGGAAAACAUUUUUUUGUAGCUCCCCGGCUAUUCUCGAAUUUUGUCAAAAUGCUUGUUUUUAGAAAUAGGUAAUUAUUUUAAUGAUUCAGUCUUCUUCACCGUAUUAAGCCUGUUUAUAGCCGCCUAUACAGCAAUUACUGAC
Porites lobata is the source of this 13349-nucleotide messenger RNA. The record is from the annotation of a GenBank genome assembly. Lineage: Eukaryota; Metazoa; Cnidaria; Anthozoa; Scleractinia; Poritidae.